AUGGAAGAUCAGGACACAGUCGAUGUUGUAGCUGGGAAUGGAUCCGAGAUUCUCAUGUGAAAUGGGUAUUUGAAUCAUUACCAUCGAUUGGAAUGACUUUCAUACAGUUAAAUACCAGGAUGAGUCAUUCGGAGCUGGUGAACGAAGUGAAAGAGAAGCUAAACUUGACGGCAUCGAACAUCUCUUACCAUAGUUGGUUGGAGAUUGAUGAGGGGGAUGCGUGUGAUCCGCAAUACAUAACCGAUGAUCAAGAAGUAGCUGUCUUUGUUGAAAUGAGGCGAACUAUUGAGGAAGUGAAUCUAUGCGUUACAUCAAGCCGAUUAGUUCACAGAGUGCAAAUGGAAAUAGGAGAAACACACCCUCAAAUUACAACUGGUACUGCAGUGGAACGAGUUGCUGGAGAAGGCGAUUCAGAGCAUGACGAGCACUGGCAUGAAUUUGCCAUGUCCGAAACACCUAUGACACUCCCGAUCAUCUGGACGCCUGCAGUUAAAGCCAAUGAUAAAAGGCCCCAGAAUACUAUACUACGAAAAGGAACUGGUAUCAAUAUCAGAGAGGGUGAUCGAUCAACUCGACCUAUAAGCCAUCUUACAACUUCCGUUUCGAAGAAAGGUAAGGCCCCUGCUUCGCCAAAGGAUACCGCUUCCGACAGCGACGAAGCUAUAAACACACAAAUGAUACCAACAGAGAAAAGGUCUCUAGUGCCCAUUAGGAGGAGGCUAUUCCACGACUCGGAUGGAGAAGAGGAGUCAGACUCUUACUCAGGGGAGGACGAAAUAGAGGAGAAUGUUGAUGGUGAAGGGACGUCGACAUUAACCACCUAUGGGAAGUUUGAGGAGUCCCUACACGCAAUGCUGAUAGACAACGGUAACGAUCCGGUGUUGUUCGCUAGAGACGCACCUCCUGUCUUUGAUAUGGGUGAGACUGAUGGUAAGUGGAAAUUGGUUAUGCAGGUUUACCCUCUCGCUCAUCAUGCCGCGUGUGCGGUGCAUCUAUUUCGUAAUGUUCGUGCUUCUUACCAACCCAAGCGGCUGGCAAAUAUCGUGAAAGAUGCUGCUCGUGCAUGCACAAUGAAUGAGUUCAAUAAGAAAUUUAUUGAAAUUCAAGGAUUGAAUCCUAGAUGUGCAUCUUAUCUUGUUGACAUUAGUGAGUGUAAAUACAAAAUCAAGUUU
Molecule: messenger RNA, 1172 nt
Organism: Thlaspi arvense
Lineage: Eukaryota; Viridiplantae; Streptophyta; Magnoliopsida; Brassicales; Brassicaceae
Source: the annotation of a GenBank genome assembly